This is a messenger RNA of Nelumbo nucifera (sacred lotus), 2206 nucleotides long. RefSeq names its product sodium/calcium exchanger NCL1-like. The record is from RefSeq and is a predicted model, not a curated record. Gene Ontology annotation, molecular function: calcium ion binding; calcium:proton antiporter activity. NCBI's taxonomy places the organism in Eukaryota, Viridiplantae, Streptophyta, Magnoliopsida, Proteales, Nelumbonaceae. Gene Ontology annotation, cellular component: membrane. Gene Ontology annotation, biological process: calcium ion transmembrane transport; intracellular calcium ion homeostasis.
UCCCCGUCAACCCAAGGCCAGAUAAGCAAAGAAGAGGUCUCCGUCAACCCAAAUGGUCAAUUGCUUCCUAUAUCGUGGGCAUUCCUCUUCCAUUGAGAAGAGGUUUCUUCCAGGAAGUUGCUCUUCUUCAUUUCCAGUCGAGAUUUGCUUACUCCGGAAAUGGUGUCACUGAGGUUCUGAUGAUCCUUCAGCAUCCCUUUUCCGGACUGAGUCUCUUCAAGGCUGCAUCCAAGCCAUUAAUCAGAUUAUCAACUGUUAAGAGUGGAGGUCAAUUAAUACAUAGGUAAAGGGUGAGCAGACAACAAGGAGAACAGAAAUUCUAUCAUGGAGAGAAGUUUUAUGUGCAUUUUAUUAAUCCUCUUUGCCAUUCUUGCAAUCGCCAAUGGUGGCCGAAAUCCAUUCAUUACAGAGAAAUUGACGUCUAAUACAGUUUCUGAUGGGAUCCACAAUGUGCAAACAGAGUCUCCACUCAUCCUUCUUAAGAGACAAGUUGCAUCUGGAACAUGUGAACAGACAUAUGGAUUCUUGCCAUGCACCACUACUGUUGUUGGAAACAUCUUCCUCAUCAUUGCAUAUGGGUACUUGAUGUUCCUAGCCGCGACGAACCUUUCCAACGGAAGUGAACUUCUGCUUGAGAUCCUUGGCCCCGGUAUCAUUGGGGGCCUUUUCCUUCCUAUCCUUGGCUCUUUUCCAGAUGCAAUGCUCAUCCUUGUUUCUGGACUCUCAGGAAGUAGCCAAACUGCUCAAAGUCAGAUUCUGGUGGGAAUGGGAUUACUCUCUGGGUCAACGGUCUUGCUUCUAACAUUACUAUGGGGAUCUUGUGUUGUUGUUGGAAAAUGUGACCUUGAUGGUUCAACUGCAGUAGAUUUACAAGAUACAGAAGGAUUAACCAUAGCUGCCUUAACUGGCUCUGGUGUUAGCACUGAUAUCUGGACCAGCUAUGCUGCAAGGAUCAUGUGUGUAUCAGUUAUCCCAUUUAUCAUUGUUCAACUACCACAGUUUCUACAAUCAUCUUCUGGAAGUCACUUGGCAAUCCUGAUUGCACUCAUUUCUUCCAUUGCAUUACUGAUCAGCUACUGCCUUUAUCAGGUCUUUCAGCCUUGGAUUCAGAGAAGAAGGCUUGCUUAUGCAAAGCAUAAGCGUGUAGUAUCAGGAAUUUUAGGAAAUCUAAAAAUGCGAGCACUAGGAAGGCUCCUAAAGGAUGAUGGUCAGCCUGAUAUAGAUGUUAUACGCAAGGUAUUUAGGCAACUUGAUGAGAAUUUAGAUAAUCGUCUAUCGGUUCCUGAGUUAAAAGCACUGAUCAUGGGAAUCCAAUUUGAUGAAGUAGAUUUGGACCAGGAUGGUUUUGUUGAAGAAAUGUUGAAAGAUUUUGAUACAUCUCAUGAUUCAUAUAUUGAAGAGAGUGAGUUUAUUGAAGGAAUAUCAAAAUGGCUUAAUGUAGCUAAACAUUCUGUAGCUUCACAUCAUAAUUCAACUUCUGAUUCAGUAAGAUUUAUAAAUGAGUUACGUAAUAAAGCCAAGAAAGAAGAAUAUCUUCUGGGAUGUAGUGAUGAGACCACAGAGGGUGUUAAAAAUCCUAAAUGGGAUUCUGUUAAAGCAGUCUUAAUGUUGUUGCUGGGAACUGGUAUAGCAGCUGCAUUUGCAGAUCCCCUUGUAGAUGCUGUUGACAACUUCUCCAAUGCUACAAGCAUUCCUGCCUUCUUUGUCUCAUUUAUAGUACUUCCUUUGGCCACUUCCAGUGAGGCAGUGUCAGCACUUAUUUUUGCCAGCCGGAAGAAACAAAAAACUGCUUCUUUAACAUUUUCAAUGAUUUAUGGGUCCGUGACCAUGAGCAACAUCCUUUCUCUAGCAGUAUUCUUAGCAGUUGUUUACAUAAGGAAUUUAACGUGGGACUUCUCAUCUGAAGUAUUUAUUAUUUUUAUCAUUUGCACAAUAAUGGGUCUGUUUGCCAGCUUCCGCACCACCUUCCCUUUAUGGACAUGUUUAGUGGCAUAUCUGCUCUACCCACUCUCCCUGGUGCUUGUUUAUGUUCUUGACUAUGUUCUUGGGUGGUCAUAGACACUCUCUUCUUCCAGUUUACCUUCCCUGAGAUUUUCUCAUCAGUUCAGAUGUACCGGCCUUUAAAUAUGCUUCUGUAUCUUUGGCAUUUCUCCUGGAUCUAAGAGAACCUGUUAAAUAUUUGCUUCUAAAGUCUGAUUUUUAGGUA